Messenger RNA from Cyclocybe aegerita, 1074 nucleotides. NCBI's taxonomy places the organism in Eukaryota, Fungi, Basidiomycota, Agaricomycetes, Agaricales, Hemipholiotaceae. The record is from the annotation of a GenBank genome assembly.
AUGUCCUACUUGUCGCCGACCCACAAAUUGUUUCGACACAUAUGUGGGCCCCUUGGGUCGUACCUAACGAGACUGGUUGUCGACCUCAACCUGAGGAAGAACUGGCAGGCAGCUCUGCAUAAACGACCCGACGUCGUCGUGUUCCUUGGGGAUAUGAUGGAUAAUGGGCGGCUGGACGUGUACGAACAGCUGUUCACUCGAUUCUCGGACAUUUUCAGACUCGAUUCCUCCAUCCCACAAUAUUUCAUUCCGGGAAACCAUGAUACAGGGCUUGGGAAAUCGUCCACCUUUUCACCUCAUGCAUUUUCACGCUACAUUUCUCAUUUCGGACCCACCAACAUUGAGAUAUCUGUCGCCAAUCACACCCUCGUCUUAUUCGAUGCCCCAGGCUACGCCAACGAGGAUUCGAAACGACACGGUGCAAAGAAAGCUUUUACUACUUGGAUACCUAUCCAGGGUGGAUCGUUGGAGUACAUGAAGAAGUUCGCCAGAGACAAACACAAAGACCCUGUCAUUCUGUUCACUCAUAUCCCCUUGUAUCGUCCUGAUGGAAAGAACUGCGGACCCUUACGAGAGAAAGGCACGCUGAGACCUGGAGUAGGACAUGGCUAUCAGAAUACACUGGAGAAGCAAUCCUCUCUAAGGUUACUUGAAGCCUUGAAGCCUGUGGCGAUCUUCAGCGGCGAUGAUCACGAUUACUGUGAAUACACGCACCAACUCCGUCCUACUUUCGGUCCUCCAAUAAACAUCCUCGAAACCACUGUCAAGAGUAUAUCAAUGGUGAUGAACGUCCGCAAGCCUGGCUUCCAACUACUAUCACUAGCGCCCGCUGACCUACGACGAAAUGAGGGCCCGUCCUAUGCCGAUACUCUCUGUCUUCUUCCCGACCAACUUAGAAUAUACCUCAACAUCUACCUACCCCUCCUCGCAAUCUCCAUAAUCGUCGUUUUCUUCUCCAACCUCAACCGGGGAAAACGGCGUGGGCACAGCACAGAGUUCUCUGACGCCCAUUUGCUCUUGUCUACCUCGAAGCUCGUCCUCACACGGCCUACCACCACCGAUUUCAUCUAUUAA